Molecule: messenger RNA, 966 nt
Organism: Oryza sativa Japonica Group (Japanese rice)
Lineage: Eukaryota; Viridiplantae; Streptophyta; Magnoliopsida; Poales; Poaceae
Source: RefSeq, a predicted model, not a curated record
AUGCCCAGGGUCCUCAAGGAGGUGAUCGAGCACCGCUUUGCCGUCCGGCAAAAAGUGCGGCGUCAAGCCCUGGAGCGACAGGCCUUCAUCCGAGAGGAAGUGGCGUGGCUCCUGGAGGCUGACUUCAUCCGCGAGGUUAUCCAUCCGGAGUGGCUGGCGAACCUGGUGGUCGCCCCGAAGGCCAACGGCAAGCUCCGGAUGUGCAUCGACUACACGGACCUCAACAAGGCAUGCCCUAAAGAUCCCUUCCAUCUACCACACAUAGAUCAGAUAGUCGACUCCACUGCGGGGCUGCUCGAGGCGGGUAUCAACACCUUGUACGUCGCCAUCGACAAGUUCACCAAGUGGCCCGAAGCUUACCCGAUCGUCAAGAUCAACAAGCAUUCCGCCCUCAAGUUCAUCAGGGGCAUCACGUCACGAUUCGGAGUGCCCAACCGCAUCAUUACAGAUAACGGCACCCAGUUCACCAGUGAGCUGUUCGGCGACUAUUGCAACGACAUGGGCAUCAAAUUGUGCUUUGCCUCACCCGCCCACCCUAAGAGCAACGGCCAAGUCGAGCGAGCCAACGCCGAAAUCCUCAAAGGCCUUAAGACCAAGAUGUACAACGUCCUAAAGAAACACGGGGAUUCGAGGCUCGAGGAGUUGCCCACCGUGUUGUGGGCAAAUCGGACCACUCCAAGUCGUGCCACGGGGGAAACACCAUUUUUCCUAGUGUAUGGCGCCGAAGCGGUCCUACCCUCGGAGCUUUCCCUGGGAUCGCCUCGCGUCGCGCUGUACAAUGAGGCCAACCAGGAUGAUCUUCGCCGCGACGAUCUCGUUUAUCUUGAAGAAUGGAGAAGGCGUGUGGCCCUGCGUGCCGCGUGCUACCAACAAAGCCUGUGGCGCUACCAUCAGCGCCUCGUCCGGGCCCAGUCACUGCAAGUUGGCGAUCUCGUCCUACGCCGCGUCCAAUCGCGUCUGGGCUGA